Molecule: messenger RNA, 878 nt
Organism: Halteromyces radiatus
Lineage: Eukaryota; Fungi; Mucoromycota; Mucoromycetes; Mucorales; Cunninghamellaceae
Exons: 6
Coding region: 46-816 (256 amino acids)
Source: RefSeq, a predicted model, not a curated record
CUCUCUCUUUUUUUUUUUUCCUUUACUUUAUCAAACUUCAAUAUAAUGGCAAAUCUUGAUAUCAAGAUAAAGUUGGCUAAUUCCAUUGCUACUGUAUUACUUUUGGGUAUCUCUCAAUAUGGAGUAUUUGCUUUAACUAUGAAAAAUGAAAUAGAGAUAUAUGGUUGGGUUUAUCUUUUGUAUGCUCUUCUUCACUUUUUAUUGAUUGGUAUGACUAUUUAUCAAUAUCUUCCAGCUGCUCCAAAAGAUGUUUUUGAUACUAUUGGAUAUUGGUAUCUUUUGAUUGCUCUUUUGAACUCUGGUAUUGCUAUUUUCCAGUACUUUCAUUUGAAUUGGUUUGGUUUUGUUGGACUUCUUUGGCAACUGGCAACAUUGAUCUUUAUAUACCAUCGUCUUCGUAAUUAUCCUCCAAGAAACAAGACUGAUCAUACCUUGAUAAAUGCACCUUUCUCCAUACUUACUGCGAUUACCUUAUCUGAUACCUUACAUACACUUUUCCGAUCGUUUGAUCAAACAAAACACAGCGAAGUGGCACAAACUAUUUUGACAAUUAUCUUAGGUUUUGUUGCUCUUCAUUUAGUGGAUUAUUCACAUCGAAAGGAUUGGGUUUAUGCUUCAAGUACUGCUUGGUUACUUGGUUUCGCUUCUGCUGGUACCUCAGAAACUACUCAUACUGUAUCAUUGGUUGUUGUGGGUAUUCUUAUUAGUGCUGUGGCUCGUACCUUGAUUCCUAAUUGGUUGGAGCGUAUUAAUCGACGAUUUGGUCGUUGGUCUCGAAGAUUGGGCGAACGUACUCCUUUACUUUCUGGUCAUUGAUUUUUGGAAGUCCUAUUCUCUCUCUUUUUUUUUUUUUUUUUCUCACGGGAAAUAAUAAAGCA